CCACCUUUGUUUCGUUAUGAAAUAUUUUUAUUUAAAUUUCACAGUAAGAAAUAAGGUAAAUUUAAAUUAACGAACUUUAUAAUUUAGUAAUUGAGAUGUUUUCUGUUAUGACGGGUUGGAAUACCUGUGUUUUGUUUGGAUAGGUGUCGCAACGGGCAGGUGAAGAGCGUCUUGGAGUGAAAUGAAUAUUUUUGUGUUCAGUUAGUGGGAAUAGAGUGCGGCUAAAAUAUGGGGCUGCAGAAAAGACAUAGUCAGUUUAGUGAUACGAAAUACAAGUGGAGGACCGUGGUGGUGUUGCUGUGUUUUUGUGUGGGGUGGUGUAGUGGACAGGAGUUGAUAGACGUGGACCCUUACUUGCUGAACAAGAGUGUAGGGUUGACGGAGUUGGAUGGGGGCGUUUUGGCUGGAGGUCAGACUGUGUGGAAAUCUUCAGGGAGUCCUUACUUACUAAGGGAUGAUCUGCUGAUAGAACGAGAUGCGGAGCUGGUAGUGCAGCCAGGAGUGGUGGUGCGAUUCGCUCCCAUGAUCGGCAUCACCGUGCGAGGGAAGCUAAUCGCCGUGGGAGACCAUCACAAUAAGAUCACAUUCACAAGUACAGAAGAGCCAGUGCAGUCUGCGAAACCGAUCCCUGAUAUUCGUCUCGUAGAUGGACCUUCGAUCUUGGCUGGACGGGUCCAAUUACUUCACCGGGGACAGUGGAGAUCUGUCUGCACUAAUUCUAGAAAUUGGACCAUUAACGACAUGGAAACUGCGUGUAGACAACUUGGCUUCAUGGGAGGGUCCUUUUACAACUGGAUGGAUCGCCAGUCAGGCCGUCGUGCACGACUACUUUAUGAGGAACCCAAGUGUAAAGGAACAGAGUACGACGUGUUUCAGUGCGACUGGGAUUCCAGGCAACUUGGUUCAGGCGUAUGCGACUAUCACCCAGAUUUAGGCAUCCAAUGCUCCCCACACCACGACUCAAGAAUCACAGAACGACACUGGAGGGGAAUACGAUACGAAAACUCCGUAUAUGAACGAGUACUCACCGCAACUAACACGUUAUACGUACCUACAUCCAUGUCGCGCUUGGAACACAUCGUCAUAAAAAACGCGGGCCUGGGAAGAGAUAACAACGCUACAAGUGCCCUAGACGUCAUUGGCGUACCGCCAGUUAUGGAAGACAUAGAGAUAACCAACUCAGCGUUCAACGCUAUAAAUGUGACAUCACCGAACGCUCCUAUAGUUAUCAACAAUUGCACUAUACAAAAUAACAGAGGUUACGGUGUCUAUGUGAAUUCUACGUACGGCAUGACCAGGAUAGAGAAUUGCUUGAUUCAUGAUAACGGCGGCGACGGGGUUAAGUACGUCGUGCACGAGUUAAACAUCGACGAGAAUUUAGACAGACGCGACAUUUUCGAUCUCUGCACUCUCGCUUCUACCCCUAGUCAGACGUUCCCUAUCCAAAUGUCUAUAGAACAAUCAAGGUAUUCCAAUAUGGAGAGAGAUUGCAACCAAAAAUUUUAUACGAGAUCUGAUCACGUUCUCACAUUGAAUUUUCUAAAACUAUUAACCAACCAGAACGAUACUGGAGAAAUGUUUAUCUACGAUGGCCUAACUGCAAAUGACAAAUUAUUAAUGCACUUUAGUAUACGAAACCUCACAAGACCGCAAAGUGUUACAUCUACAAGAAGUAGAAUGUACGUGAGGUUCCGAGCGAACACUAGAACGGAUAUAACAGGAUUUCUGCGAUUAACGUCAGGGGUCAGCAAGACCUAUGAUUUGAACGUAACUGAUACAAUUAUUUCGGAUAACAAUGGUCGAGGAGUAGUGAUUGAAAACUUGAGAUCGCAAAUUCAUAUCCAUCGAACUUCUAUUUCAAAUAACAAUCAUGUUGCUGGAUUGCAAGUUGUCAAUGGAGCCGGAGAUGUAAAUGUUACUGAAAGUAGAAUAUCGUUUAACCAAGGCGAUGGUAUUAAUGUCACCGUGACAGGAGGUAACAGGAAUAUUUCCAGAAGUAUUAUCAGCUCGAAUCAAGGUUAUGGAAUUGCUGUUUGGAUAAACAACACUCAAGAAACGGAAUACAUUCCUGUGAAUCAAACUACAGUUGUUGAAUAUUCAGAAAUAUUUAAAAAUUUGGAAGUGGGCAUUUUGCAUGGAAAUUAUUGUGGUGACAGCUGGGUAAACAUUACUGGAAAUUGGUUUAACGCGAGCAUUGAGAGCACAAUAGACAUAUCAACAUGUUGGAGACUAAGUCCGUCAAAAUUGCUUAAUUUACAAAUAGGCCACAAUAGGUUUUAUGACAAUCAGAAAGUGCCCUUGAAAAUUCAGCCUGCUUUAAAUGUAAAUGGGUGCAUAGAAUACAAUUAUUUUGAACGUGGUAAUUAUGGUGCGAUAGUCAUACUGAAUCGAAUAGAAGGAAGGUACCUGGAAGAGUUUGAAAUACUACCGGCAAGAUUUAAUAUACAACACAAUUAUUUCUACGGAAACAAAGGACCGUUCGUUGUCAAUCUUGGCUUAUCAACUUACAGUCAUCGUCAUUAUAUACUAUUUUCUAGGAACUAUCUCCGCGAUAAUAAAAUAAGAGAACCGUUUGAACUGAUGGACGGCGUACCGACAAAACUGACUCCAAGGAGUAGAGUUGCAGCGACAAUAGUUUUGUCAUCGGCCAAUAUCGACGUUUUUAGGAAUAUAAUCAGCAACCCAGAAGCUCAGUACGAAAUUGGGUCUCAUGUUGAAGAUCAAAGCAAGAUUCUAAACUGCACGUACAAUUGGCUCGGUUUUGGAGAAGAAGACAAAGUUUACAACAGACUUUUUCAUCGUAAAGAUAGGUUUAAUUUGGCCAAAAUCGUUUACACACCAUACUUAUUACAUAGUAGUAAUCCUGGAGCAACUCAAGCAAAUAUUCAUUCUCUAUUUGUACCUCAGUUUAACAUACCAGGAACUUUUGUUGUUGGAGGUGAAGUGGAAGGUAUUGAAAGUCUAAAACCAGGAGAAUAUGAUGUUGAUAAAGACAUUAAUAUUCGUCCAGGUGGCAAACUAAUUUUGCAACCGGGCGUCACAUUAAGAUUCCCUUCGUCAAUAGGAAUGAUGAUAGCAGGAAAGCUAGACGCAAGAGGGAAACGACCAAAUGACAUAACUUUGACUUUAAAAGAGGAAAUAGUCAUGACUAAUGACAGUUUUUAUGAGACUGACGCUGAACUAGAACCAUCAACUCAAAGAUAUGUGGAUCUAAACGUUCCUGUAAGACUAUUAGGUGGAAGAACUCCUCACGAAGGUAGAUUACAAGUAAUGUUAGAUGGAAAAUGGGGAACAGUUUGUAAUUAUAAUUGGAACAUAGUAAAUGCUGCUCUAGUUUGUCACCAACUUGGCCUGACGUUGAACCCAGACGAUUGGUAUCUAGAACCUAAUGAAAUUCCAUCAGCUGGUAUGACAGAGGAUAUUCUUUUAUCCAAUGUUGAAUGUAAUGAAUUCGAUAAAGAUAUUACAAAGUGUAAAGCAGAAACAAUUGACAGCUUUGAAAACUCUUGCACUCAUGACAAUGAUGUUGGGAUUAGAUGCUAUGAAACUAGUUGGGCUGGAUUGCGCUUUAGUGCUAUAUCUGAAAGAACAGACUUACAAUACGUCACUGUAGAAAAAGCAGGAUUAUUAGAUUAUUCAUCUAAUACAUUCAAACCCGCACUUCAAAUAGAUUUUGCUCGACAUAGUUUAGAAAGUGUGAAAGUAUCAAACAACUACCACGAUGGUUUGGGCAUUCUUUAUUCAGAUCUGUAUGGAGCCGAUGCAGUAAAUACAGUUCGUAAUUCAGAAUUUAGUAAUAACAAAGGCGCAGGAAUAAGUUUUAAACAACUAGGAUUAAAAGUGUAUGGUUCUGUAAUAGAGAACAAUGAAAUGGCAGGAAUUUCUCACAAUCCUCAUCUAACUGGACAUAAGCAAAGAGAACUUGCAGGUUGGUUCAAUUUAGAACCAGGUUUCAACAUGGAUGAGUCAAACUACCAUCCUAUAAUAGUACCUGAAUACGCAACAGAUAUAAGUUUAGCAAACGGAGAAACAAGGUACAUUGUAUUUUCAAAACAACUUGGUGAAAAUAUUGUGAAAACUUAUAACAUUAAGUGCAAUCCAGGCUAUGUUCUUGGACUUCAACUGCUCAAUCCGAUACACAAUUUCUCAACAGAAAGCAUCUGUAUAUACGAUUCGCAAAAUAUAAAUGAAGGAAGCACAAAAUGGUGUCUUGAUCGAGACUUGGCAACGUUCCCUACUACAAGUAACACAUUCGGUGUCGUAGUAUCUUAUGAAAGUGGGCAUAACGCAUUAGGAGGUGUGGUUUUAGUUGUCAGCUCAAUUACUGCUCCAGUUCAAAAUAUAAGAAACAGAAUCGUUAAAGGUCCAAUACCAACGUUACAAGUCGUGAACUCUAAAAUAAAAGGAAACACAAAAGGAGUUCAAGCAUUAUAUUACAAUAGAUAUUUAAACGAACUCGGAGACCACUUCUUAAGAAAAGCUAACGAAAGUAUCAAAAUAGUCAAUUGCGAGAUAGCUCAUAAUAAGGAAGAAGCUAUUUAUGUUAAUACGCCUUUCUGGGAUAUAUAUGACAGCAACAUUACUGAAAUCACUAUUAUGGUGAACAGCAGUUUAAUCACUGACAACGGACGAGGUAUUUAUCACUUUGCUAGAGAUUUGAGGAGUUCCAACAAUUUGUAUCAUUACGUUCUACAAGACAAUACGAUAGAGAGAAAUCAAAAUGGUGGAUUUGAUAUUAGUUUGCCGUACGUUUGGCAAUACAAUGAGAAUUUCACUCAUUCUGUAUUUAUGCACAACAAUACUUGGCGACAUAAUCAAAAUUUCGGGCUAGUCAUUGACGGUCACUUCGCCGCAGUCAAUAUUACCAAAAAUAUAUUUACGGAUAACAGCUGUAAGACAGGUUUAGUUUCUAUUAAAGGUAUGGAGAAGAGAAUGAAGGUGGAUGGUAAUUAUAUUGAAAGGAACAAUGGCCAGCACAUGGUUGAGUUCUUUAUGGAUAGUCAUAGUGAGAUAAUGGGACUUAUUUACGCAGUCUUUGUAUAUAACCAAGUGAAAAAUAACAAGUAUAUUGCUCAGAUGAACCGUGGAGCUUUCUACAGAAUUGAUGAUCCUACGUAUGUAAUAGGAUUCAAGGGAAUUCAGAAAGUCAAAGUUAGUAGAAAUCUAUUCGGAAAUAAUGCGUUACAAUAUACUUUGCUGGCUGGAAUCAAAACUGCUAAGAUAGAAAAUCUUUUAGAUGUUAGCGAAAACUGGUGGGGCACUGCUGAUGAAAAAGAAAUCAAGAAACAAAUAUUUGAUUUCGACGACUGGAACAAUCACGCCAUAGCUUCGUAUUUACCUUACUUGCUAGAUGACCAUUUCGAUUCAAGUGUGUCUGCUUCAUUUAGCUCGGAAUUAGCAAUGGACACAAACGAUCUUGGUGGACGAUUGAAACACGAUCUAAUUAUAGAAUCUCGUAUAGCACCUUACUUCGUGAAAGCCGAUAUCACCGUAAUGCCUAAUGUUACUCUUCACAUUAAUCCAGGAGUUGUGAUGGAAUUCGCUCCAAAUGUUGGUAUUUUAGUCAUGGGUAAUCUUCAAGCCAGAGGCCACGGCCAACUCCCCAUUGUUAUGAGACCUAUGACACUACCAGCAAAUGUAGAAGUCAAUCGCAUCCAAAAAAGAGAAAUAGGUCAAUAUCAUGGUGAUCAUCACAAAAAUAAACGACAAUUAGAAAAUUUACAAGUACGAGAAUCUAUUCGACUUUGUUCAGGAAGAAAUUGUUCUAUUAGUGACACUAUUAUUGAAAAAACUAAUGAAGGUUUCUUGGAGUAUUACAACAAGACCACUUUACAAUGGGUCCCUAUGUGUGACAAUCGCUUUACGGAAAGAAACGCUCAAGUUGUAUGUCGAGAAUUGGGCUUUGAUCCUAUAAACAUAUUCUUCGCUUACGAUCUUCGUGUGGAAUACCACAGUAACUCUCUGUCAAGAAUCUGGUCCUGGCCGGAGCCUCUGCAAUGUGUCGGCACCGAAAAUCGUUAUGAAGACUGCCCAAUUCGCCUGAACGGUCAACUUUACGGGCAUAGACAUGAAUGUAAAUGGAACUCUAAAUUCGUGUUCGUUAACUGUGGAACGAGAAACUUAGAGGAAAACCUUGAUUACUGGGGUGGAAUACGGUUCACAAAUCCAGAAUUUGAAUAUUCCUUGUACGAACAUAGAAUUCACGAUCACCACACGCAUGAUACUAUGAAGAAAACGGAAAGUGUUUUGGAGUACGUGCAAAUUAUUGGCGCAGGAAUGUUACACAAUGAGAAGUCACCAGCGGUUCAGAGUAUAGUCAAAAAUCCUCGAAUUCAAAACGUUAACAUCAGCAAAUGUGCUUAUCAUGGAAUUAACUUAAUAUCCCCCACAGAUACAAUUAGUAUGAUGUUCAAUUCAGUGAACGAUGUACUUGGAGAAGGAUUAAACGCGAUAUCCCUGACCGGAGAAGGUAGGGAAUCAGACGAAUCCAGUUUCACACCACUUAAAGACCUGAAUCUUCCGUACCACAUGUUCUCUCUUAUCGAUAUCUGUGAUAGUAGUAAGGUGGUCACAGUUGAAGAGAGAGUGUUGCUGUACUACAAAUACGACAAUAGUCCUUUAAAUUGCGUGAAGAUCUUCAAGAGUAUGUACAGAGUAAAACCUUUUGGAUUCAGAUUGCUCCAAUUCAAUCUUUUUAAUCACACAAUUAAUUAUGGAAAACGUGAUUCCUUGUCACUGUACGAUGGAGAUAUCUACAAUGUUACGUCACCUAUAAUUGGUUACUUGGAGCAUGGUUCCCCGGACGAGAAGAAGCUGUUCAAAACUGUUGGCCCGAGUUUGAGCGUGAAGUUGUUUGCCAAUGGAGCAUCUGCUGUACACGGAUUCAUCGCUGAGAUCGUCACGUUGCCUAUAUCUGCAAUUGGAUUCAAUCGCGACUUCCAGCACAAUAUAUCAAAUAGUGAGUUCAUAAAGAACCGCGACGGCGCGAUCACGUACCUAUCUGUCGGAGAAGUGAAUCCCCUGGUAGCCAUCAUCAGAAACGAGAUCGAAGGCAACUGCCUCAAGCUGUAUGGCAAUUUCACCACUUGUCAGGCUGCUGUGAAAAUUGAUGUGCAAAAUACACAAACCUUGGUGUUCAGGAACAAUUUAGUGCGUAACAAUGUUGGAGGUUUGUACGUUAGAGCAGACUCACGUGGAUCAGCUACUUCACUUCGAGGAUGGAUUCACAACAACCUGUUCUACGCUAAUCAUGAUCUACCCUGUCUUAAAGUUGAAGGUCGUCAAUCCUCCCCCUACCAAGAAGUGACAAUAUACCGCAACUACUUCACCCGUCAUAGAGCUCUCUACACUGACGUCAUAGUGCUCAGACAAGUGGUCUCCAACUUCACGUUCAACUACGUCCAUGACAACACGGGUAUGAGAAUACUCGAAGUUUCUGGCUUUGAUAAAGUGAGGCUGCCCAUCUAUCAGACAACUUCACACAAUGGGUUUUACAGGAACUACGCGUUAGACCGCGAAGGGCGUGCGACAGUGGUGGCUGGUACGGCCGGCCAACAUUACGUGGACAACAUCUUCUUUAACCCGGAUAAUGACUACGAAAUGAUCACUGUCAAUCGAUCCAUCUUUAUUGACUAUAAUCCCAAUAUAGUGAGCUCAUUGGAACUCUGGCGAACAAAAAUAGACGCAAAGUUUAACUUUUGGAGCUACAACGAAUCUUUAGCGGUCGCAGGACGAAUUCGCGACCAAUCAGACAAUCCUCUAUUGCUUGAAGUCGACUAUAGACCGUAUUAUAUGAAUAAUCAGACUGUCCUUGGUGGAGGCAAGUGUCCGCCAGGGUGGGAUUAUGUGGCUGGUACUUGCUACAUGUAUAUUGGUGCCCCUAUGAUGUAUGAGGAGGCUAGAUUGUUCUGUCUGUCGGACAACGCAUCGAUGCCGUACGUGUCAGGCAACUACGCAGCUCUAUACGAGUUCAUCAAACGACAGAACCAGUGGUUCCAGUACGGUGAACGCGUGUGGGUAAACCACAUUGAUUACGUCACUCAGUGCACCUCCUUCGCCUUCUCAUCCAUUGAAAUUACUGACUGUCGACAGAAGAAUCCUUUCAUAUGCGAGAUUGAUCCGAGGAUCACGAUAGACCGAAUGUCAUGGCAGACGGACGUGUUAGCUGUGGCUUUCAUUGGGAUGCUGGCCGCAGCCGUGUUGCUCAUUGGUGCCGCGUUAAUCUGCUGGUACUCCAAGUCUAAACACAGGCACCUUCAAAGACUGGAGAGGCGUAAUUCAAUCCGGCAGUCUAUGGCAAGUCUCAACGGAUUUUCAGAUACAGCUUAUAGGAGAAAGAUGGCGCAAAUGAGCACACGAUCCACAGAAACGCUGACCAAAGGUUCGGAUUACAAAAAGAUGCUCGCCUCAACAACAUCAAUGGAAUCUAUGGAAAAGAGUCAAUUCAACUCAUCCUUGGAAGAUAAUCAAAGCUUCGACAUCUACGAGGCACACAACCCUAAUGCCAAUGUCAUGCCUCUCAAACACAGCACCUUUAUGAAGAAACCACCUACUCCUGAGUACUCUAUACCACAAAAUAAUAAUAGACCAUUCAAUAUAGCGUAUCGGAAUGAAGGAUAUAGGGACAACUCUGGUCCUGUAAGUGGAGCGCCUUCUAUGAAUACAGUUACUACUGAAGAACUACCCAUUAUUCACCAUCCAGGUGGUCUGCAGUCCCCGCAAGACGACGACACGUUAUCUCCUAAUAGCGAUUCCCAGUAUUUUACUUCUGAUACAUUACCUUUGCGUGGGGCAGACAAGGAUGAAACAUUAGCGUUGAAAAGAGAGUUAGAAAGAGAAGGAAAGAUAUUCGGGCCGUAUGGAACAUCUAACUAUGGAGGGCAGCCGAAACUAUCUUUCCUCAUGGAGUUACGAUCUAAAAUGCCGGAUCAGCCGCAAGCGGGCGCUGUGCCUGCGACUACGUUUGGACAGAGGAAAAAUAUUUCAGACCAGCAGCAGUACUAUGAAGAUAAUCUACCUAGCCCUCCGCAUCCCCCAAUAUACUCGAAUUACUCAUCCCCCUCCGAGAACAUUCCGAGUUACGACUCAAGUCCUCGCGACCUCUCUCGAUCCUUCGACGAUUCGCCAACUCCAGAUUUCCACGGGCGAUCGAAGUCUGAAGCACUGCUAGAAACGAAUUUCGAUUUCGAGGACAGCGAUGCGAGUCCAAUACCUUUAAGUGAAGCUAACCGGUCGUACAGCCAACCCUUGGAGACCGCAAUGUGAUUUGGAAAUAACGAAUUUUCGAAAAUAUCGGAUGAAACUCAUGAUUUUAAUGAGUAGUUUUGCACGUACUUAAUAGCCGUCGGAGAGUUUCUUCCAGUAAACUUCGGUAAUAACAUUUGAAAACGGACUACGACAUUAGAAACCAAAAACUUUUCUUGGAACAUCGUCUAUGGGUCUCCUUUAUAUGAAUAUGGGUUUUCUUAGAAAUAUUUUUGUUAAUAUAAAACUCACAUAACGCAAAGUGAAGUUUUCCGUUGUUAAUGACCAAGUUACCAGCAAUGGAAGAGGAAAAAUUAUUCAUGCUACAUAAUAAGGUAACGUAGCAGGAUUGUUUGUUUCCCUUACAAAAUCAAUAUAGCGGACCGGUAAAGUACGAGAAAAAGAAAUACUGUACGAGUAAGAAAUUUUGUAGUUGUAACAUCGCAUUUGGGAAGCAAUAAAGCGGGUAACUGCCAAAAGUGCCUUACAGGACAGAUCAAAUAGGUAGUUUCAUAUUGUAGAAAGUGUGGAAAAUACGAAAUUUAAUUUCUAUCUAGUGUAAAAAUGUUGAAAGAAAGUCGUAUAUAUAGUUAAGCAAUGAAAAGACUGAACGAUUGUCUUGAUCGACUAGGUUUGUAUUAUUUUCACGCAUUUACAUAUCCAAAAUGUAUUUGUCUUUUUAUAAAUGUAUUCCUUGCAUUUAAGUUCCAAAAAGAAAUUGAGUGACGUUAUUUGAUAUAAGUGCGUGUUAAAAUGAAGUUUAAAGAUGGCUAUUUCAACGUUUAUGUCCAAUAUUUUGAAGACAAUAUAUUGAUAAAAGUUAGGACUAAAUAACGCAUAAAAUUACCACAAAUACACGAUCUCAUAAAGUAGGUAAUUAAACUUUUUAUUUCGGCGUU
This is a messenger RNA of Hyposmocoma kahamanoa, 10142 nucleotides long. RefSeq names its product protein bark beetle (gene bark). The record is from RefSeq and is a predicted model, not a curated record. Bases 229 to 9264 code for a protein of 3011 amino acids. Gene Ontology annotation, cellular component: membrane. NCBI's taxonomy places the organism in Eukaryota, Metazoa, Arthropoda, Insecta, Lepidoptera, Cosmopterigidae. The transcript is spliced from 14 exons.